AGCUUACAGCGCCCACUGACGGGUGAGGAUUACCUGGUACCUGUCCUAAACACCAGGAGGACCGGGGUCUGUGCAGACACCGAACAAGCAGUACACAUCACAAUGAUAUGUACAUCCCUACCUGCUUCCAGCUUGUGGUCCAAAGAAGGCGAAUAUGCGAGUGCGAAUUUUAUGCGCAAAAUAUGCAAAUGUCGUCACUUCCAGAGGACACUGAUCCCUCGCUUCUUUAGGCUUGUGGGCCGAUGAGAUGGAUGCAAAUACAGUUGUCAGAGGAGGGAGCGGUGAAUAUAAAUGCAGGGGGAGAGAGAUUGGCUGUCGCUAUAAGGCUAUUAUAUCCACAGCGUGACGGGUGACACCGGGCUUAGACACCGCCGCAGAUGGCUGACUUCAUCGCCGGAGCUCUGGGAGGGGCUUGUGGAGUUAUGGUUGGAUACCCCCUGGAUACAGUAAAGGUACGGAUUCAGACCCAGAGAAGCUACACCGGCAUAUGGCACUGCAUCAGUUCUACUUACAAAGUAGAGAAAGUGUCUGGAUUCUUCAAAGGGAUGUCCAUGCCCAUGUCCACUGUGUCCGUCAGCUCCUCCAUUGUGUUUGGCGUCCAUAGAAACUGUCUGCACAACCUAUGCAAGCUGAAGUAUGGGACGGCGAACGUCAAACCAUCCAAACUGGAUAUUUUCCUAUCUGGCUAUGCGGCUGGAGGAGUACAGGUCUUGGUGUCGUCGCCCGCAGACAUGGCGAAGGUUCGGCUCCAGACGCAGGUGUCUCCGCACCGCUCCAGCGCGUGCGCCCUCCUGACCCAGCCGAAGUACGCCGGCCCGCUCCACUGCCUCCUGACUAUAGUGAAGGAAGAAGGAUUUUUUGGCCUGUACAAAGGCUGCUUUGCCCUUAUGUUCAGAGACUGCCAUUCGUUUGCCACUUACUUCUUGUCAUACGCCAUCUUCCGGGAAUGGUUUGUGCCGGUGGAGCAAAGUCAUUCAGAACUAAUGGGCAUCCUGCUGUCCGGGGGUCUCGCUGGGGUCGUGGCAUGGAGCAUCGCCACCCCUAUGGAUGUGAUCAAGUCUCGGCUGCAGGUGGACGGGGUGACACAGCGGAGGUACAGAGGGGUCAUCCACUGCAUCACUGACAGUAUGCGACAGGAGGGGGUCACCGUCCUCUUUAAGGGACUGUCACUGAACUGCCUCCGCGCCUUCCCCGUCAACAUGGUGGUCUUCCUCACCUAUGAAGCCAUCCUAAAGCAAAUCAAACCUUACUCCACAUGAGAGGACGAGGAGCCCUGAAGGACUGUGAUCGGGACCAAGGCCCAGCAACAUUGGUCCAACAGGCUUUAUGGUCCCUGCCGUGGACCAUAACCUCAGCCACCACCAUGCCCAAGCUUUAGACUUCACAAGUGACUGCACCGGGUUGGAGUUUGGUGCCACCACCUUCCAUACAGGGACCAUUGUUGGAGAUGUACAGGGACUUUCUGGAAUUUUCCAUGGACAUCCAGAAGAUGCUGCAGCCUUCCAUGAUGCUUGUCCAGAAUGUUCUUUAAUUAAAUUCCAGGUUUCUUAACAUUAUAAAGACUUAUAUGCUGGUAAUUUAUGGAAAUAAUAGAGGGGGUCCCUGGACUGCAAUUGGGUUCUGCAUGUUAGGAAAUAAUUGUAUGGAUUGUGCUAAUAACAGUUCUGUUAUUAGGCUCGGUGUCUGGACUGGGAAACCCUCAGCAUUAGAGCCCUUACCCCCUUUAGUCAUAGCAGGGUAUAAGUCACACCUGCAUCUGCUAGGGAAGUUCUUUCUAACCAAAGUGCCUCAAGAACAGCGUUUCCCAACCAGGGUGCCUCCAGC
Messenger RNA from Hyla sarda, 1824 nucleotides. It is a transcript of the gene SLC25A47, whose product is annotated as solute carrier family 25 member 47. Gene Ontology annotation, cellular component: mitochondrial inner membrane; mitochondrion. The transcript is spliced from 9 exons. Gene Ontology annotation, molecular function: ATP:ADP antiporter activity. Gene Ontology annotation, biological process: mitochondrial ADP transmembrane transport; mitochondrial ATP transmembrane transport. NCBI's taxonomy places the organism in Eukaryota, Metazoa, Chordata, Amphibia, Anura, Hylidae. The record is from RefSeq and is a predicted model, not a curated record. The coding region runs from base 378 to 1259 and encodes 293 amino acids.